AUGUGACAUUAGCUGUCUACCUUAACCGCGUUUGAGGCACAUGAAAAUGCUGUCUGGUUAGGCAGCUCGCUAGGUUUUUAAACCAUUCCAAUUACUUAUGGCUCGUAUGUUAUUUUUGUCCUUUGUGUUUAUUAUUUUUGUCCAUUAUCUAUAACCCACAUGUUCAGAGCAGAGCGCCUGCGCGGACGCGUCUGUCAAACGAUAAAUGCCGACACCAGUCUCGAGGAAAACUCCUCCCUGUCGACAACACGCCGCUCUCAUAGCGCAAUGGUCUCCUGGAUUAUUUCUAGGCUUGUGGUGCUUAUAUUUGGUACCCUUUACCCAGCGUACUCCUCAUAUAAAGCUGUUAAAUCAAAAGAUGUGAGAGAAUAUGUGAAAUGGAUGAUGUACUGGAUAAUAUUUGCACUUUUUACUACAGUUGAAGUGAUUACUGAUAUCUUUUUGUGCUGGCUCCCAUUCUACUAUGAACUCAAAAUCGCCUUUGUGGUGUGGUUACUUUCCCCAUACACAAAGGGAUCCAGUGUACUGUAUAGAAAAUUUGUCCACCCUACACUGUCCUCUAAGGAGAAGGACAUCGAUGAAUACCUUUGCCAAGCAAAAGAUAAAAGCUACGACACCCUGAUGCAUUUUGGAAGGAAAGGUCUGAAUGUGGCGGCUACAGCUGCAGUAAUGGCUGCCACUAAGGUAGUAAUCCAAUACUGUUAG
Messenger RNA from Sinocyclocheilus rhinocerous, 705 nucleotides. RefSeq names its product receptor expression-enhancing protein 1-like. Gene Ontology annotation, cellular component: cytoplasmic microtubule; endoplasmic reticulum membrane; endoplasmic reticulum tubular network. The coding region runs from base 160 to 705 and encodes 181 amino acids. Gene Ontology annotation, biological process: endoplasmic reticulum tubular network organization. Gene Ontology annotation, molecular function: microtubule binding. Lineage: Eukaryota; Metazoa; Chordata; Actinopteri; Cypriniformes; Cyprinidae. The record is from RefSeq and is a predicted model, not a curated record. The transcript has 5 exons.